AUGAGAAACCCCUUCCCACCCACCGACUCUGUGCCUGGACAUGGCCGUGUCCACCUGGCAUUGUUGCCGCCGGGGACUCCUGUCUUGCAAACCUUGACUUAUCAGUAUCCUCUCAAACUGAUAUCGCCAACUCCUGUGACCAUAACUCCAUCUGCCGACAAUGACUCGUCUCACCAAGUCCAUACGCUCUACAUCUUGACCUAUGGUGGUGGUAUAGUUGCUGGUGAUACUAUCACCUUGCACCUUGAUCUCGAUGCCACCUCCCGUUUGCUCAUCCUCACUCAGGGCAGCACAAAGAUCUUCAAAACUCCGACUCCCUCUACUCUUAGUCGCCAAGAUAUGAACAUCCACCUGAAGUCUGCUGCUGCUCUGGUCUAUCUUCCUGACCCGGUCCAGCCUUUUGCUCAGAGUGCUUUUGAGCAGACUCAACGAUUCUACGUACAUCAUCAACCGGACGCUCCGAAUGCAAGCAUUUGUGUCUUGGAUUGGGUGUGUCAAGGUCGUAAGGCCCUAGGUGAGAAUUGGGACUUCUUCAAGUAUUCUAGCAAGAAUGAGGUCUGGCUUGUGGACGGGUCCCGCGAACACCGCGGACCCAACGAUUCACGAUUGCUGCUGCGUGACAAUGUUACUUUGGACGCCAGCGAUAAAGCCAUACAAACCUCGCUGAUGCGGCGCAUGGAUGGACUUGGUGCUUUUGGUACCCUGAUCUUGUAUGGGCCUGUGUUCGCGAAUCUUGCGACAUUUUUCAUGGAUGAAUUCAAAGCAAUACCUCGGAUAGGAGGCCGAAAAUGGGAUACCAGCGACGAAGCUGACGACGCAAUACGAGACCUGGAACCUCUUGUGAUGAAGAGGAAAGCCAGACAAAAACAAGAAACGAGCGACGGUUUGUUGUGGACAGCGGCGCUAAUACGAGGUUGCGUCGUUGUCAAAUUCGGCGCAAGGGAAGUCGAGGGCGGAAAGCGUUGGUUGCGCUCGAUGCUUGAUACUGAAGGUAGUGUCCCCGCUCAUUUUGGAGACAGAUGCUUGCUCUGUUUGCGAUAG
Aureobasidium subglaciale EXF-2481 is the source of this 1041-nucleotide messenger RNA. RefSeq lists its product as uncharacterized. Gene Ontology annotation, molecular function: nickel cation binding. The transcript has a single exon. The record is from RefSeq and is a predicted model, not a curated record. The coding region runs from base 1 to 1041 and encodes 346 amino acids. NCBI's taxonomy places the organism in Eukaryota, Fungi, Ascomycota, Dothideomycetes, Dothideales, Saccotheciaceae.